GAUCGCCAUUUAGCCGGAAGUGGCAUGGCGACGACGAUGAAAAAUAGUGCACAUGUUCAUCACGCGAACUAAAUAAACUUGACAGCUAAUUAACUAGAGUAAUUAACAGUUCAACACCACUCUGUAGAAAUGACAGACUACAAAGAAGAACAGAAUAAUGAGAUAGAAGCAUUGCAGUCAAUAUACUCGGAAGAAUUAGAGGUGAUAGAAAUAGAACCAUACUAUGUAUUUGCAUUAGAGUUAUCCUCAGCUGCUGGAGAAGAACCCCAAGAUGAUACAAUUACCUGUACUCUACAAUUUACAUAUACCCCAAAAUACCCUGAUGAGGCUCCUCAGAUAGAAAUAACAGAAAGUGAAAAUUUAGAUUUUGAUCAGACAAAAGAAUUAAAUAGAUUUAUGAGAGAAACAGCUGAAGAAAAUCUGGGUAUGGUUAUGGUUUUCACAAUUGUUUCUGCUGUACAAGAAAAAUUAGGAAAUCUUAUUGAAGAAGCUAAAGAGAAAAUACUGCAGGAAAAAGAAAGAAAAUUAAAAGAAGAGGAAGAGAUAGCUUUUAAAAAGUUUCAAGGAACUCGGGUUACGAUAGAAAAUUUUUUAGCAUGGAAAGCAAAGUUUGAUGCAGAGAUGGCUGAAUUAAAGCAGAAAAAACAAAGUAAAGAAUCAUCAUCAAAGAAGAAAACAGGUCGACAGUUAUUUUUAGAGGAUCAAUCACUCAACGAAUCAGAUAUCAAUUUCUUACCUUCAGAAGAAAAUGCUGUUGAAGUUGAUGAAUCAUUAUUUCAAGAUUUGGAUGAUUUAGAUCUUGAUGAAGAAUUAGAUAUUGAUGAUGAUGAUGAUUGAUGCUAACCGUCCUUUUAAGUUAAUCUCUGUAAAUAAACGUUAUUUUAUUGCUGA
Patella vulgata (common limpet) is the source of this 891-nucleotide messenger RNA. RefSeq names its product RWD domain-containing protein 1. Bases 130 to 837 code for a protein of 235 amino acids. Gene Ontology annotation, biological process: cytoplasmic translation. NCBI's taxonomy places the organism in Eukaryota, Metazoa, Mollusca, Gastropoda, Patellidae. The record is from RefSeq and is a predicted model, not a curated record. The transcript is spliced from 7 exons. Gene Ontology annotation, molecular function: protein binding.